Messenger RNA from Odobenus rosmarus divergens (Pacific walrus), 4982 nucleotides. It is a transcript of the gene ABCA5, whose product is annotated as ATP-binding cassette, sub-family A (ABC1), member 5. NCBI's taxonomy places the organism in Eukaryota, Metazoa, Chordata, Mammalia, Carnivora, Odobenidae. The transcript has 39 exons. The record is from RefSeq and is a predicted model, not a curated record. Gene Ontology annotation, molecular function: ABC-type transporter activity; ATP binding; lipid carrier activity. Gene Ontology annotation, cellular component: intracellular membrane-bounded organelle; membrane. Bases 54 to 4982 code for a protein of 1642 amino acids. Gene Ontology annotation, biological process: transmembrane transport; lipid transport.
CGUGUCCCUGCCUGACCGCGCUGCGGCUCGGCCCUGAGAUUGAUCCAUAAAACAUGGCUGCUGCAAUUAGGGAGGUGGGAGUUUGGAGACAGACCAGAACACUGCUACUGAAGAAUUACCUAAUCAAAUGCAGGACUAAAAAAAGUAGUGUUCAGGAAAUUCUUUUUCCACUAUUUUUUUUAUUUUGGUUAAUAUUAAUUAGUAUGAUGCAUCCAAAUAAGAGAUACGAAGAAGUGCCUGAUAUAGAACUUAACCCUAUGGACAAAUCUAUGCUCUCUAACCUAAUUCUGGGAUAUACUCCAGUGACUAAUAUUACAAGAAACAUCAUGCAGAAAGUUUCUACUGACCACCUUCCUGAGGUCAUAAUUACUGAAGAAUAUGCAAAUGAAAAAGAAUUGUUAGUAUCCAGUCUUUCUAAGCCCAACAACUUUGUGGGUGUGGUUUUCAAAGACUUCAUGUCCUACGAACUCCGUUUUUUUCCUGAUAUGAUUCCAGUAUCUUCUAUUUAUAUGGAUUCAAGAGCUGGCUGUUCAACAUCAUGUGAGGCUGCUCAGUACUGGACCUCAGGGUUCACAGUUUUACAAGCAUCCAUAGAUGCUGCCAUUAUACAGCUAAAGACCAAUGUUUCCUUUUGGAAGGAACUGGAGUCAACUAAAGCUGUCAUUAUGGGAGAAACUGCUGUGGUUGAGAUAGAUACCUUUCCCCGAGGAGUAAUUUUAAUAUACCUAGUUAUAGCAUUUUCACCUUUUGGAUACUUUUUGGCAAUUCAUAUCGUAGCAGAGAAAGAGAAAAAGUUAAAGGAGUUUUUAAAGAUAAUGGGACUUCAUGAUACUGCCUUUUGGCUUUCCUGGGUUCUUCUGUAUACAAGCUUGAUUUUUCUUAUGUCCCUUCUUAUGGCAGUCAUUGCAACAGCUUCUUCAUUAUUCCCUCAAAGUAGCUGCGUUGUGAUAUUUCUACUUUUUUUGCUGUAUGGGUUAUCGUCUAUAUUUUUUGCUUUAAUGCUGACACCUCUUUUUAAAAAAUCAAAACAUGUGGGAAUAGUUGAAUUUUUAGUCACUGUGGCUUUUGGAUUUGUUGGCCUUUUGAUAGUCUUCAUGGAAAGUUUUCCCAAAUCAUUAGUGUGGCUUUUCAGUCCUUUCUGUCAGUGUACUUUUUUGAUUGGUAUUGCACAGGUCAUGCACUUAGAAGAUUUUAAUGAAGGUGCUUUAUUUUCUAAUUUGACUGAAGGCCCAUAUCCUCUAAUUAUUACUAUUGUCAUGCUAGCACUUAACAGUAUAUUCUAUGUCCUCUUGGCUGUCUAUCUUGAUCAAGUCAUUCCAGGGGAAUUUGGCUUACGGAGAUCAUCUUUAUAUUUUCUAAAGCCAUCAUAUUGGUCAAAGAGCAAAAGAAAUUAUAAGGAGUUAUCAGAGGGCAGUGUUAAUGGGAAUAUCAGUUUUAGUGAAAUUGUUGAGCCUGUUUCUUCAGAAUUUAUGGGAAAAGAAGCCAUAAGAAUCAGUGGUAUUCAGAAGACAUACAGAAAGAAAGGUGAAAAUGUGGAGGCUUUGAGAAAUUUGUCAUUUGACAUAUAUGAGGGUCAGAUUACUGCGUUACUUGGCCACAGUGGAACAGGAAAGAGUACAUUGAUGAAUAUUCUUUGUGGACUAUGCCCGCCUUCUGAUGGAUUUGCAUCUAUAUAUGGACACAGAGUCUCAGAAAUAGACGAAAUGUUUGAAGCAAGAAAAAUGAUUGGCAUUUGUCCACAGUUAGAUAUACACUUUGAUGUUUUGACAGUAGAAGAAAACUUAUCCAUUUUGGCUUCAAUCAAAGGAAUACCAGCCAAUAAUGUAAUACAAGAAGUGCAGAAGGUUUUACUGGAUUUAGACAUGCAGGCUAUCAAAGAUAAUCAAGCUAAAAAGUUAAGUGGUGGUCAAAAAAGAAAACUGUCUUUAGGAAUUGCUGUUCUUGGGAAUCCAAAGAUACUAUUGCUAGAUGAACCAACAGCUGGAAUGGACCCCUGUUCUCGUCAUAUUGUUUGGAAUCUUCUGAAAUAUGGAAAAUCUAAUCGAGUAACAGUGUUUAGUACUCAUUUCAUGGAUGAAGCUGACAUUCUUGCUGAUAGGAAAGCUGUCAUAUCACAAGGAAUGUUGAAAUGUGUUGGUUCCUCAAUUUUUCUCAAAAGUAAAUGGGGGAUUGGCUACCGCCUAAGCAUGUACAUAGACAGAUAUUGUGCCACUGAAUCUCUUUCUUCCCUGGUUAAACAACAUAUACCUGGAGCUACCUUAUUACAACAGAAUGACCAACAACUUGUGUAUAGCUUGCCUUUAAAGGACAUGGACAAAUUUGCAGGUUUAUUUUCUGCUCUAGACACGCAUUCAAAUUUGGGUGUAAUUUCUUACGGUGUUUCAAUGACGACUUUGGAAGAUGUGUUCUUAAAGCUAGAAGUUGAAGCAGAAAUUGACCAAGCAGAUUAUAGUGUAUUUACUCAGCAGCCACCAGAGGAAGAAAUGGAUUCAAAAUCUUUUGAUGAAAUGGAGCAGAGCUUACUUAUUCUUUCUGAAACCAAGGCUUCCCUUGUGAGCACCAUGAGCCUUUGGAAACAGCAGGUGUAUACAAUAGCAAAGUUUCAUUUGCUUACCUUGAAACGGGAAAGUAAAUCAGUAAGAUCAGUGUUGCUUCUGCUUUUAAUUUUUUUCGCAGUUCAGAUUUUUAUGUUUUUGGUGCAUCGCUCUUUUAAAAAUGCUGUGGUUCCCAUCAAACUUGUUCCAGACUUAUAUUUGCUAAAACCUGGAGAUAAACCUCAUAAAUACAAAACAAGUCUGCUUCUUCAAAAUUCUACUGACUCCGAUAUCAGCGAUCUUACUAGCUUUUUCACAAACCGGAGCAUAAUGGUGACCAUGUUUAAUGACAGUGACUAUGUGUCUGCUGCCCCCCACAGUGCGGCUUUAAAUGUGAUGUAUUCGGAAAAGGACUAUGUUUUUACAGCUGUUUUCAACAGUACUAUGGUUUAUUCUUUACCUGUAUUGAUGAAUAUUAUCAGUAAUUACUAUCUUUAUCAUUUAAAUGUGACCGAAAGCAUCCAGGUCUGGAAUACCCCAUUCUUUCAAGAAAUUACAGACAUCGUUUUCAAAAUUGAGCUGUAUUUUCAGGCAGCUUUACUGGGAAUCAUUGUUACUGCAAUGCCACCUUACUUUGCCAUGGAAAAUGCAGAGAAUCAUAAGAUCAAGGCUUAUACCCAACUUAAACUUUCAGGGCUUUUGCCAUCUGCAUAUUGGAUUGGACAAGCUAUUGUUGAUAUCCCCUUAUUUUUUCUUGUUCUUAUUUUGAUGCUAGGAAGUUUAUUUGCAUUUCAUUAUGGAUUAUAUUUUUAUGCUAUAAAGUUCCUUUCUGUGGUUUUUUGCCUUAUUGGUUAUGUUCCAUCAGUCAUUCUGUUUACCUAUGUUACCUCCUUCACUUUUAAAAAAAUUUUGAAUACCAAAGAGUUUUGGUCAUUUAUCUAUUCUGUGACAGCGUUGGCUUGCAUUGCAAUCACUGAAAUAACGUUCUUUAUGGGAUACACAGUUACGGCUGUUCUUCAUUAUACCUUUUCCAUAGUCAUUCCAAUUUAUCCACUUCUAGGUUGUCUGAUUUGUUUCAUAAAGAUUACUUGGAAGAAUAUUCGAAAAAAUGAGGACACCUAUAAUCCAUGGGAUAGGCUUUUGGUGGCUGUUAUAUCGCCUUACCUGCAGUGUGUCCUCUGGAUUUUCCUCUUACAGUACUAUGAGAAAAAAUAUGGAGGCAGGUCAAUAAGAAAGGAUCCUUUUUUCAGGACUCUUUCAACAAAGUCCAAAAAUAGGAAGUAUCCAGAACCACCAAACAAUGAGGAUGAAGAUGAAGAUGUCAAAGCUGAAAGGCUAAAGGUCAAAGAGCUAAUGAGUUGCCAGUGUUGUGAGGAGAAGCCAGCCAUUAUGGUCAGCAAUUUGCAUAAAGAAUAUGAUGACAAGAAAGAUUUUCUUCUUACAAGAAAAGUAAAGAAAGUGGCAACUAAAUAUGUCUCUUUCUGUGUGAAAAAAGGAGAGAUCUUGGGGCUACUGGGUCCAAAUGGUGCAGGCAAAAGCACAAUUAUCAAUAUUCUGGUUGGUGAUAUUGAACCAACUUCAGGCCAGGUAUUUCUUGGAGAUUAUUCUUCAGAACCAACUGAAGAUGAUGAUUCCAUUAAGUAUAUGGGGUACUGUCCUCAGAUAAACCCACUGUGGCCAGAUAUUACAUUGCGGGAACAUUUUGAAAUUUAUGGAGCUGUGAAAGGAAUGAGCUCAGGUGACAUGAAAGAAGUCAUAAAUCGGAUAACAAAUGCACUUGAUUUAAAAGAACAUCUGCAGAAAACUAUAAAGAAACUACCUGCAGGAAUCAAGCGAAAGUUGUGUUUUGCCCUGAGUAUGCUGGGGAAUCCUCACAUUACCCUGCUAGAUGAACCAUCUACAGGUAUGGAUCCUAAAGCCAAACAGCACAUGUGGCGAGCAAUUCGAACUGCAUUUAAAAACAAAAAGCGGGCUGCUAUUCUGACCACUCAUUAUAUGGAGGAAGCAGAAGCUGUCUGUGAUCGGGUAGCCGUCAUGGUAUCUGGGCAGUUAAGAUGUAUUGGGACUGUCCAGCACCUGAAGAGUAAAUUUGGAAAAGGCUACUUUUUGGAAAUAAAGUUAAAGGAGUGGAUAGAAAACCUAGAGGUAGACCGCCUUCAAAGAGAAAUUCAGUAUAUUUUCCCAAAUGCAAGCCGUCAGGAGAGUUUUUCUUCUAUUUUGGCUUAUAAGAUUCCUAAGGAAGAUGUCCCAUCCCUUUCACAAUCUUUUUCUAAGCUGGAAGAAGCUAAACAUACUUUUGCCAUUGAAGAAUAUAGCUUUUCUCAAGCAACAUUGGAACAGGUUUUUGUAGAGCUCACUAAAGAACAAGAGGAAGAAGAUAGCAGUUGUGGAACUUUAAACAGCACACUUUGGUGGGAAAGAACACAGGAAGACAGAGUAGUGUUUUGA